AUGCUUAAACCGAUACCGAAUUAUUGUGCAAUGCAAGCCGAGAAGGAGGUAUUGUUGAACACUGAAGGUCCUGUCGAUGAGGGCCGUAUAAUAAACCAGAACAGCAACCCGAAUAUCGCGUCUUCUGCUUCUAUUAGUGUUGUUCAGUUUCCUGCUAAGAAGCCGACUAGACAAUGGGCUGCUUGGACGCAUCAAGAAGAAGAAAGUUUCUUCACUGCACUUCGUCAAGUUGGAAAGAAUUUUGAGAAGAUCACUUCUCGUGUCCAAAGCAAAAACAAGGACCAGGUUAGACAUUACUAUUAUCGGCUGGUGAGGCGUAUGAACAAACUUUUGGGUCCGGAACUGAGUCUUGAUGCCAAGAACCCAAAGGACACAAAUGCUGCAAUGCUACGAUGGUGGUCUUUACUGGAAAAGUAUAGCUGCAAAGCUUCAAAACUUCACCUCAAACCCCGGAGAUUCAAGCUGUUCAUAGAGGCCUUGGAACACCAAUUGCUGAAAGACCGCAGAAAAAGCAUAAGAAAACGGGCUUGCCAGGGAGAAAAUUUCUCUUCUGCUUCCCUUGGAAACAUUUCAAGUCAUAGUAGGGAUAGAGGAUUGGAUAACCGUCCAUUUAAACUGCUUCUUUGCGAUGGCCAAAAUGUUAAAAAGUUCGGGCCUGGAAGAGCAUCUACCAAAAAUUGUGAAAGCUUAGGUCCUAGCCUUGGUGACGAAAAAGAAGAUACAGCCUUUGGGAGAGGUGUAAGGCAACGGCGAAAACAAGGUUAUAGAAAAUGGGAAAAGGCUGCAAUAGAUGGGGUCUCUUUGGUUGCUGAUGCUGCAGAGCAUUUAGAACAAACAUCAAUCGACAAAGAUAUGGAUGGUCAAAAAGAUCUAGGUGCCACAGGAUAUGUAACUGGAAAGUCUCCAUUUUCUCUAUGCUCCGCUGGUGAUGUUCCUCUCGUUGAUGCCAAUAUGCAAUUUUCUGCCAAGUUGAAACUUCAGUUGUUCCCAAUUGAUGAAUGUACUCGAAGAUCCUUGGAAAUGGAUAAGCACAAUCCGCAUCUGGAACUUACCCUUAGUAAUCGCAAGAAGAUAUCAUCUGUACUGGAACAUCUCUCUCGCAAAUGGGGAAGCUCAAGUUGUGCGACUGGAGAGCUAAUGCUGUUCCCUUACCAUGCCCGAAAGGAAACUAUAACGUGUCAUCAGAGGUGGACCCAUGACUCUUUUCUAAGCGCAGCUGAAGUGCAUUCUAUGGUUGGAAGUCCCUCGGUUUUCCGCUUAAGGUAUGGUUGGUUCGUCCAUGAUGCAUCAGGUUCUUUUAUUUUUCAAGUUCCAACUUCAGCUUCUUGUCCUUCACUGGAGGAUGACAUGAAUGUGGAUGAGGCGAAUGAGCUGAAUGUGGAUGAGGCGAAUGAGCUGAAUGUGGAUGAGGCGAAUGAGCUGAGCGAGGUCAACUUGCUCCUUACUGAAUCAGGACCUUUACCUGUGCAUUCAACCGCUGAACAAGCGACAUCUGUAGUAUGUGCCUCGAGUAAAAUCCAUGAUCGUCCUGCAGAAUCUAAAGAUAAUUAUGAACCUGCUGCAGCCACUAUUACUCCGAUUGAGCAUUUGAACAGCGGUAAUGCUCUAUCAGCGGGAGCAUGGGCAGACAGUCUGACUAACAUAAGUAUAGGUGAUUUACUUUCUGAAGUGCCCGAUGACAUAGAUAGCGAAUGUGUGGAUCCACCCGCUACUGAAGGUUCACGUUACCUCCAUCGAGAUGUUUCAUUUGCCUCUGACUCUUUUGAUGCUGCAAUUGCUGCCCAUAUACUAACACACCAGAACAAGCCAAGUGCUCUACAACCGCUGACUUCUGGCUCUUCCUCUAUAUGGGAUGAUGAAGAUACACGCGAUGCCUUCUCUUUCCAAAAGAAACGUCUUGCAGAUUCCGCCAAGUUGGCUAAUGGUGCUUCUCCUGGAGGUGUUGGAAGAGUAAAUGGAGAGCCUUCGCAAUUGGUGGAGGCUAAAUCUGGCGAUGAGGAGCCUUGUAACUCUCCUGACCAGCAGGGAGAUCCAAUGGAAGAGGGUCCAACAGACCGUCACUUGGUAGAUUCUCCAGGGAAGUUCCAUUGUGGGCUUGCGGAUGUAUAUUGGCCUGACUCGUUAGGACCACUAGAUCUAGACAUUAGAUCUUCAAAGUAUACCGAAGAUUUGAUCCUCAGUGAGAGCCUCGGGGGAUUGAGCCGUCUGUUAGCGACCAGCCUUGAUGCGUUUCAAAACUGCUCGCUCUUUGGGUUCGACAACAAGAAGGAUAAGUCUAACAUGAUCCUCUGUUUUACACAAAACUCCACAAUUAGCAUCACUUUCAGCAAGAGACACUUGAACCUCUCAGUUCUCACACUCUUCUUGUUCAAUGGGUUCUUGUUGGAUAAAGCCAAAUCCAUCACAGAAUUGGAUAAUCUUCAAAGAUACACUGAUUCCAAGGAUGGCUUCACUCUUCUCGUACCCUCUUCUUGGUUUAAGGUAGAGAAAGCAGGAGCCAAUGCUUUGUUUGAAGAAGCAGAGAAACGAAGCAACAACAUUGGAGUUGUUGUGAGUCCUGUCCGUAUAAACAGUCUUGAAGAUUUUGGUACUCCUCAAUUUGUAGCUGAUAAGCUCAUCAACGCAGAAAAACGUAAGGAAAGCACAAUUGAAGCACAAGUUGUAUCAGUGGGAGAGAGAUCAUCAGGACAAGGAAAAGUGUAUGAAUUCGAAUACAAAAUUGAUAGUACAAGAGGAGGAAUCAAGAGGGUUUUCUCAGCUGCGUUUGUGAGUUCUAAGAAGCUUUAUCUAUUGAACGUUGUUCAUUCAGACAAACCAGAGGAUCCGUUGGAUUCAAGUACUAGGUUAAUGUUGGAACAAGUUCUUCAUUCAUUUGAUGCUUUGCCUCUCACCACCACAUGA
This is a messenger RNA of Arabis nemorensis, 2901 nucleotides long. NCBI's taxonomy places the organism in Eukaryota, Viridiplantae, Streptophyta, Magnoliopsida, Brassicales, Brassicaceae. The record is from the annotation of a GenBank genome assembly.